UCAACAUCAAAACCCAAGGUCAACGAUGUAAAUGAUAAGAAAACUAAAUCCAUUAUUAAAAGAAAAUCCAUCAAAUAUAACUGUAAAGCUCUGAAAAAGACUUCUUUAAGACGAUCAUUAAGAAAGUCAUCCAUAAAGAUUCAUACAGAGGAAGAUGUAUCUGAUGAUGAUCUUAACAUUUUACAUCAAUGGAAGGGAACAUCAAAUGCUAUGAAGACACUUCCAAAAGAUCUUUACAUAAAUACCGCUACAAUCCCCAAAGCAGGCAGGGGUGUUUUUACAAGGAAAAAAGUUGAAAUUAACACUCAUUUUGGACCAUACAGAGGAGAGGUACUUUCGCUUAAAGACGCAGAGGAUGGAAGAGAUACUUCGUAUAUGUGGGAGAUUGUACAAGGAGGAAAGGUUGUAUAUUGCAUUGAUGGUAAGGAUCUUGCUCGAGGUAAUUGGAUGAGAUUUGUGAAUUGUGCCCGAUUUGAAGAAGAACAAAAUAUAAUUGCAUAUCAAUAUAAUGGAGAAAUUUACUACCGAGUUUAUAAAGAGAUUGAAGCCGAUAAAGAAUUGCUCGUUUGGUAUGGAGAUGAGUAUGCUGAACAGUUAGGAAUAUCGUUGUUUGAUGAGGAAGAUAAUGACAAGCAUCAGUUUGAAGUUGGAGGUCACAGCUGUAGACACUGUGGAAGGAUGUAUACUUAUCCCGAUUAUUUAGAAAAACAUUUAAAACGAUGUCCAAUGCUUGUUUGUACGAAUCCUUGGGAAUGUCCACGUUGUGGUCGAAAGUACAGUAGUGAAGACUAUCUAAAUGUUCACAUGAAAAAUGAAUGCGGAAAAAAUCCACGAUUAAAACGACAUGUGAGGGUUCAAACAGGAGAGAAACCUUAUCAAUGCAAACAUUGUGGUAAAACAUUUAGACAACUUUCUAAAUUGAAUGAACAUGUUAGGAUACAUACAGGAGAGAAACCUUAUCAAUGUCAACAUUGUGGUAAAACAUUUACACUGCUUGGUACCUUAAAACGUCACAUAAAGAUACAUACCGGAGAGAAACCUUAUCAAUGUGAACAUUGUGGUAAAACAUUUAGACAACUUUCUAAAUUGAAUGAACAUGUUAGGAUACAUACCGGAGAGAAACCUUAUCAAUGUAAACAUUGUGGUAAAAGAUUUACUGUGCUUGGUAACUUAAAAAAACACGUAAGGAUACAUACGGGAGAGAAACCUUAUCAAUGUAAACACUGUGGUAAAACCUUUACACUGCUUGGUAACUUAAAACGUCACAUAAAGAUACAUACCGGAGAGAAACCUUAUCAAUGUGAACAUUGUGGUAAAAGAUUUAAUAACAAGGGUAACUUGAAAACACACAUUACGAUACAUACUGGGGAGAAACCUUAUCAAUGUGAACAUUGUGGUAAAGGAUUUAAUAAGAAGGGUAACUUGAAAACACACAUUAGGAUACAUACUGGGGAGAAACCUUAUCAAUGUGAACAUUGUGGUAAAAGAUUUAAUAACAAGGGUGACUUGAAAACACACAUUAGGAUACAUACUGGGGAGAAACCUUAUCAAUGUGAACACUGUGGUAAAAGAUUUGCAACGCGUGGUAGCUUCAUUCGACACGUAAAGAUUCAUGCUGGUUUAUAAUGUGGAUAGACAUUUACAAGGAUUGAUUGACAGUAACGUUUACAAGAAGAGGAGGAGUGGGGCUUAGCCCUCACAUUCAAUCGAAGGAGCGCCAUUGUGAAAAAGGAAGUCCGUGUAGAAACUAUGAUGGAGGUGAUGACCAGUGAAUUGUCUAUGUUACGAACGAAUUAUACUAAAUCGCACCCAGAAACACAGGAAAUGGUUUGUUGUUUCUCUAAUAAAUUUUUGUAAAUAAAAUAAACGAUUUGAACCCGUUAAUAUAAAUGUAUGUUUGUAAAUGUUUAUCGUCCAGGUUGGUGCAUCGCCAAGAAGAAUUGACGGUGUUGUUGCUUGGGCUACCGAAGUGACGAGUUUAAAAUUCGAUUUUUUUCUAAAUCACGCGUGAGUGUCACAAAUGAAUGUUUAAUGAAUGACGAUUUACUUACAUAAUAGAUUACCACAUAUGAUGUGACAUUGCAUCACCGUUAAGUUAGUUGUUGCAUCUGGUAACUAUUAUAUAUAACAUUGUUCUUGAGUA
This is a messenger RNA of Xenia sp. Carnegie-2017, 2143 nucleotides long. RefSeq names its product gastrula zinc finger protein XlCGF57.1-like. Gene Ontology annotation, cellular component: nucleus. The transcript has 4 exons. The record is from RefSeq and is a predicted model, not a curated record. Lineage: Eukaryota; Metazoa; Cnidaria; Anthozoa; Malacalcyonacea; Xeniidae. The coding region runs from base 211 to 1626 and encodes 471 amino acids. Gene Ontology annotation, molecular function: RNA polymerase II transcription regulatory region sequence-specific DNA binding; histone methyltransferase activity; DNA-binding transcription factor activity, RNA polymerase II-specific. Gene Ontology annotation, biological process: regulation of transcription by RNA polymerase II.